Molecule: messenger RNA, 1617 nt
Organism: Parasteatoda tepidariorum (common house spider)
Lineage: Eukaryota; Metazoa; Arthropoda; Arachnida; Araneae; Theridiidae
Source: RefSeq, a predicted model, not a curated record
AAAGAAUUUUGAAAUAAAAACGAAAGUUUUUUCCCUCCCCGUGGUCAAUAAUUUUGAUGAUGAGUACCGAGAUUAGUAACGGACACUCCCGAUUCCGUGAUUUUCAUCACGUACUUAUAACUGGAGGAGCUGGUUAUAUCGGUUCUGAGAUAGUGACUUUACUUCUAAAAGAAGACUUAGAGGUAACAGUAUUCGAUCUCUUCAACUUCGGGAUUUCAUCUCUAUUGGCUCAUGUGAAUAAUAAAUCACUCCACAUCGUCAAAGGAGAUAUUCGAGAUAAGGAAGCUCUUUCAAAAGCUCUCAAAGAUGUAGACGCGGUUUUACAUUUGGCCGCCAUUGUUGGAUAUCCGGCAUGUGAUGAGAAUCCUCUCCUUGCCCAAACCACCAAUGUCACGGGUACGCAGAUAUUAGUAUCAUGUUUGAAACCACAUCAAAAAUUGGUAUACUCUAGUACAGGCAGUUGCUAUGGUGCCAUUGAAGGGAUCUGCACCGAGGAAACGCCAAUAUCCCCUUUAACCCUGUAUGGCAGAACAAAAGCUGAAGCCGAGGACAUUGUUCUAAACAACGGAGGUGUAUCUCUGAGAUUGGCAACUUUGUUCGGAGUGUCGCCAAGAAUACGCUUAGAUUUGUUAAUCAAUGACUUGACAAUGAAAGCCCUUAAUGAUGGAAACUUCAGCCUCUACCAAGGUUGGUUCAGAAGAACGUUUCUACAUGUACGGGAUGCCGCUAAAGCUUUCCUUUUUGCUCUGGAUAACUAUAAAGCUAUGAGAGGUAUGGCGUUCAAUGUUGGUGAUGAAACGAUGAACAUGACAAAACUUAAUGCAGCUACACAGAUUCAGCGAUUUAUUCCCAGUUGUGAGAUUUCAGUUGGGGAGGGGGAGGACAAAGAUCAACGAGAUUAUGACGUAUCCUAUGCUAAAAUAAAGAAACUGGGUUUCAAUUCUACCAUUUCGUUAGACCAAGGAAUUGCAGAGCUAAUAGCCAUUUUACCAAAUAUGUCACAAGCUGAGCUUAUGGCAAGCAAGAAUGUUUUAUGACGGCAAAUGCGCAACCACAAAACCUACUGAUCGUUUCAUCUGGAUAAUACAUCAAAUAUAAUUCAUUUUCAUGUUUUCGUAUCAUUAAGAAACUGUAAAAAUUUAUUUUGUAAUAAUAAAAUCAUAAGAAAAAUAAAAAGUUUCACAUUGAAGCAGAGUUAAACAUUUUACAGUGUAACAUUUUUACCAAAAUAAGUUUUUUAUUUGGUUUUGGAAUGUCAUUCACCAAUUAUCAAAUACUGAGUAAUUUUUCAGACUGCCUAAAGAAGAGAAUCCAACAAUUUAGAAGCAUUUAAAAAAAUUUUUCCUCAAUUGACAGUUUAUUUUGGUUUUUCUCGAAAGUGCAGAUUUGUAACAUACUCCUUUUAACAUUGAGCACUUCAAUUGAUAUUUUUGUUACACUUUUAAUAGAACCUGCUAAUAAAAGCAAAUUAAAUGGUAUGCAGUAAAUUAAAGUAUAAAUGUCAGAAAUUUGCUAAUAUGAGUAUCUAUGUGGCUCAAAACGUUACCGAUAGGAAGACUAAACUCUGUAGUACAGCAGCUGGUGGUCAUUCAUUCGAGCAUUUUUAAUUUAGUUUUC